This is a messenger RNA of Antechinus flavipes (yellow-footed antechinus), 1692 nucleotides long. RefSeq names its product RD3 regulator of GUCY2D (gene RD3). Lineage: Eukaryota; Metazoa; Chordata; Mammalia; Dasyuromorphia; Dasyuridae. The transcript is spliced from 2 exons. The record is from RefSeq and is a predicted model, not a curated record. The coding region runs from base 7 to 603 and encodes 198 amino acids.
GAGGCCAUGUCCCUGGUUCCGUGGUUCCGAUGGAGCGAGACCUCCUCCAGGCUGACUCCCAGAAGCCCAGCCGAGAUGGUGAUUGAGACCCUGAUGAUGGAGCUGGAUUGGCAGACAAAGGAAGCUGAGAAACAGCACCGGGAGAGGGAGAACGAAUACCGGAAGAUCCGAACCGGUGUUGACUAUAGCUGGCUGGCCAGCCCACCCAGGAAUGCUUACGACCUGAGCCCCGGAGAGCGGCUGCAGUUGGAGGACGCUUGCACCAAAAUCCACCCUUCCUACUGUGGGCCCAUGAUCCUCAGGUUCCGGCAGCUCAUUGCUGAAUAUGAGCCCGAAGUCCAUGAGGUAUCCCAGCUCUUCCGCUCGGUCCUACAGGAAGUCCUGGAGAAGAUGAAGGAAGAGGAGGAUGUCAGGAAGCUGACCAAGCAGUGGAACAUGCGGUCCCGGGGCUCCCUCUCCCUGACCACCUUUAGGACCCGUUCCCGCAUCUUCCCGUUCGCCAGUGACAUCAGGACCAUCUCAGAGGAUGUGGAGCGGGACAUCCAUCCCACCCCCAGGGUCUGGAGUAUGCCCGAAUUCCAGAUGCACAAAGACAAUAACUGAGGAAAGGAGGCCCGGGAAUGACUUGGGUAGCUAGGUUUCAACCACAGGUGCCGCCUUCUCCCCUCCCAGUCCCUGUUACCUGUUCCAGUUUGACAUGCUCCCCCUGCUCCUUUUCUGAGAUUCUGGACCAGUACUAGGAGUGAGGAACCAAUGAAUAUACCGAUUCUAAGGACAAUUAUGGGUUUGAGGCCUUAUUUAUACAGAACUAAGCCAGUCACCAGCAGUCAAGAUCUAGGAAGUACAUAAGGUUGAAAGAUCCCACAAUUCGUGAUCCUACAAUUGUCUAACUCAGGAAGCUAGGACCACAGAAGUGUGUUGGAGACUUCAGACCACUAUCAUUCUAGUUUGUUUUUUUUUUAAAGAUCAAAUAGAAGAGUUCUCCAUCAUUAAUAUUGGGUAGACAAAUGUCGCCAUUCCAUAUCCCUGUCUCUAAGAGCAAGUGGAUGGCUUUGCCUUCCUGCUAAGACCUCUAACCCCAAGUUGUGGAGUCAUCUUAGGUUUAAUUAUUUCUUCACAUUGACUUUUGUUGCUGAGUGGUGCCGGUUUAAUCAUUUCUAUUCUUUGGGAUUUUCUUUUUUUUUUUUUUUUUUAAUUCAAUAAGUCAGAGUUGGUUGGAACCUUACAGAGUUAGCUAGGCCAAAUCCCUCAUUUUAUAGAUAAGGGAAACAGACCCAAUGCGGUUAAGAAUCCUAUCUUAUCCUGACAGACUGUUCUCCGUCGGCCAUCUGGCAAUGCCUCAGUUCCUGAGCCUUUAAACUAUGGGCUAUGACGGAGCAGGGCCCAAAGGCCAUUUCCCCUCCACAUCCAUCACCCAAGUUAGCCCCCAACAAAACAUUUAAGUAUCUGGUGUCUUGCUGCAGCAGAUCUCUUAAAAUUCUACUGGUAGACUGACAUCAUGCAGGACAGAAUUAUCACCCAGGAUAUAAGCGCUCUGAGAAGGCCCUCCCUGUAAGCUUUGCCUAUUGGAAAGCAGGGCAUUGAGAGUUGCAAGGGACCAAAUAAUCAUCUAGUUCAAAUCUUCUUACUCAAUUUUGAAUUUGAAAAAAUAUGAAAAUCAAAAAUUCAAAAAAAUGAAAAUUCAAAAAUUUA